AUGUCGCGGCGCGAGUUUGGUGGUUCUUUAUUCAAUCAUGAGCUCUCGCUGAGGCACUCUCUUUUCGUCCAGAUUUGUUUGAGACUGGAACCGGCCUGGCGGCGCAAUGUUACCUACCCUGGGCAGGAUCACUUCGUCUUUCCUUGCCAGAGAUCGAUGGUUGAACGGUGA
This is a messenger RNA of Laccaria bicolor S238N-H82, 171 nucleotides long. RefSeq lists its product as uncharacterized. The record is from RefSeq and is a predicted model, not a curated record. Lineage: Eukaryota; Fungi; Basidiomycota; Agaricomycetes; Agaricales; Hydnangiaceae. The transcript has a single exon. The coding region runs from base 1 to 171 and encodes 56 amino acids.